AUGUUAUACAAAGUGAUCCUAUCGAUAAUUAAGGAUUUCUUCGAUUAUCUUACUAAGAUUCGGUCAAAUCUAUGGAUAGUCCCAUAUGAUUUCCCACUUAAGAGUAUCAUCGAUUCUUUGAAGACAGAUGAUGUUACAUCACUCAAAUCCAUUGUUAAUUCUAAAUCUGAAGCAGAUACAAAAAUAAAUCCAUCAAUUCUUCUUGCACCUCCUAUCUUAGGAUUCUCUGCUCCAUAUGUUUCACUUGCAUCAUUCUUUGGAUCGAUCAAAUGCUUAGAAUACCUGAACAAUCUUGGUGCCGAUUUAUUACAAGAAGAUGACGAAGGUCGACAACCAAUCCAGUUUGCACUUGCAGGAGGAAACAUUGAAUGCGCUCAAUUCCUCAAGAAUCAUUCUAAUUUAUCGUUUGAGGGAUGCUUGUCAAUUUCAAUUGAAUAUUUGAACAGAGAUGAAUUCAAUUGA
Messenger RNA from Trichomonas vaginalis G3, 462 nucleotides. RefSeq names its product protein ubiquitination. NCBI's taxonomy places the organism in Eukaryota, Parabasalia, Trichomonadida, Trichomonadidae. Gene Ontology annotation, molecular function: protein binding. The record is from RefSeq and is a predicted model, not a curated record. The coding region runs from base 1 to 462 and encodes 153 amino acids. The transcript has a single exon.